CCCUUAUUAGACAUUCUCUGGCGCGACAAAGAAGCUGGCCGAGGCCCAUCUUUAUGCAAAUGAUUCCGUUGAACGCUACGCGGCUAUCCAAUAGGAGUAGAGCACAGGGGCAACGGUGGGAAGUCAUUUCGCUGGUCCUUUGUUCUAGACGCCGUACUACAAAAAUGCUCAUGAAACUUUAGUUCCUAGUGCUAAUAAAAUGGAGGAAAAGUUGAUUGUGGCGGUAGCUGGCUUCCCCAAUCUGUAUGACCCGUCCUUGUUGUCCUACAGGGACAACGACCAACGCAAUUCUGCCUGGAGGAGGGUGGCAGAGAUUGUUGGAGUCCCUGAGGAUGUGUGCCGCACCCGGUGGAAAAGUUUGAGGGACCAAUAUACCAGGGACAAGAGGAAGGAGAGGGAGAGGAACAGAAGUGGGGCUGGGGCCUCAUCAGCUCAGCCAUGGAGGUAUAUGGCUGUGAUGGGGUUCCUGGCCCCAUUUCUGGAGGCCAGGCCAACCACCUCCAACCUGCCCCGUCAAGUCUACCCCAACACUACCCCUGCCACACUCCCCUCAGCUGCACCCACCCCCCUAGCCGCACCUACCCUGUUGGCUGCACCCACCCCCCUAGCCGCACCUACCCUGUUGGCUGCACCCACCCCCGCAGAUGCACCUAUCCUGCUGGCUGCACCCACCCCCCCAGAUGCACCUACCCUGCUGGCUGCACCCACUCCACCAAUCAGAGAGGUGGCUGGAGACCUGGAGGAGGCAGGCCCUUCCACCUCGGAUUUCAGGCCUCAGAUGCGCAAGAAGAGAGCUAAGGCCAUGUCAGUCUUCGAGCGUGAGCUGUUGAACAGGCUGGAAGAGGCAGGCAAUGAGCCAUCACCACCUCCUACUCCUCCAGCUGCUCUCUCCUCAGCUGAUGAGGACAAAAUGUUUUUCUUGAGCCUCCUGCCAGCCAUACGUCGGAUGAGUGUGGCAAAGAGGGCAGAGGUCAAAUUUAAAAUAUACAGCUUGGUUUACCAGGCCGAUGUAGAGGGAAGGGAGUGA
Molecule: messenger RNA, 1027 nt
Organism: Alosa sapidissima (American shad)
Lineage: Eukaryota; Metazoa; Chordata; Actinopteri; Clupeiformes; Clupeidae
Product: classical arabinogalactan protein 9-like
Exons: 2
Coding region: 200-1027 (275 amino acids)
Biological process (GO): regulation of transcription by RNA polymerase II
Cellular component (GO): transcription regulator complex; nucleus
Molecular function (GO): DNA binding
Source: RefSeq, a predicted model, not a curated record